Thalassophryne amazonica is the source of this 1199-nucleotide messenger RNA. It is a transcript of the gene plgrkt, whose product is annotated as plasminogen receptor, C-terminal lysine transmembrane protein. Gene Ontology annotation, biological process: positive regulation of plasminogen activation. Gene Ontology annotation, cellular component: plasma membrane. NCBI's taxonomy places the organism in Eukaryota, Metazoa, Chordata, Actinopteri, Batrachoidiformes, Batrachoididae. The record is from RefSeq and is a predicted model, not a curated record. The transcript is spliced from 6 exons. Bases 119 to 568 code for a protein of 149 amino acids.
UUGAUCGGCUUCCGUAUAAAAGAGACUCCGCUCUGACUCCGCCCCACAACAGCGUGAAUAGAGUGAAGCAUUAUGGGAGUCCUGACGUUAUCAGUAACCGGUCUGUAAUAGCGCCACCAUGGGUCUUCUGCUGUCUAAAUCCAUGGAUGCAAACCUUAAAAAGCAGCAAGAGUUCAUGCUACACAAUUCACGAAUGCAGCUGGAGCGUCAGAUCCUGAUGCAGAACCAGAUGAGGGAGAGACAGAUGGCCAUGCAGAUUGCCUGGUCGAGAGAGUUUGUCAAAUACUUUGGUGCUUUCUUUAUACUGGCCACUGUGGGGCUCACUGCAGGCGCCAUUAAAAGAAGGAAACCUGUCAUGAUGAGUCCUCUGGUUCCCCUCAGCUUUAUAUUCGCCUAUCAGCUGGACAGCGCCUACGGAACGUUGAUUUAUCGCAUGAGAGAGGAGGCGGAGAGCAUCAUGGCCUCUGAACACGACCGUCUGGACCUGCCUAAUGGGACUCCAACCUUCGAAAGUAUAGAGAAGGUCCGCCGUGCCAAAAGCAGCCUCACCUCGCUAUUGGAAAAAUGACAACUUUGAUGUCCACGGCAUAGCCUGAAAACCAAAUCAAAUUGUCCAGUAUGUGUCCAGUGAGCCAAAUUUGCCGUACUCCUGCACCAUCAUGUCUGACAGGGAGACGAGGGACAACAUUCCAUCACUCCUGUGGUGACUUCAAGGACACUUUGACAGCAGUUACAGUCUAGGACAAGCUGAUGGCGCAGGGCAGAACAUUUAUAUACAUAUAUCAUGUGAAUGUCUCUAGUUUUGUUUAUGAAAUCAGUACAGUGGAUCUGAAAUCAAACUUUUAAUUUCUAUAUAAUAGUGCAACAUAGUGCCCUCCAAAAGUAUUUAGCCCCUUUGUGUUUCACACAUUUUAAUUUGUUUAUGCCAUUUCAAAUACAAAAAGUAAAUCAGGCUUCUCAAAAUAAAAAUUUUAAAAUGAUCUUCCCUAAACUCAAACUUGAAGUAAAUCUCUACAACUUGAUAUCAAUUAAUUAAAAAUAUAAAAGCCAACAUGAUGGGUUGCAUGAAGUAAUGGGAUGCUUUGGUAUAAUACCUGGAAAUAAUUGGUUUUAUUUCCAGUUUUCUUCAGAGAACUCAGGGGAUGGAUACAUGAACAUUUCCAAGUCACUGAAUAUGACUAUAUCAAUUAUUAAGAAAU